This is a messenger RNA of Aspergillus nomiae NRRL 13137, 2190 nucleotides long. RefSeq lists its product as uncharacterized. Lineage: Eukaryota; Fungi; Ascomycota; Eurotiomycetes; Eurotiales; Aspergillaceae. The transcript has 3 exons. The record is from RefSeq and is a predicted model, not a curated record. The coding region runs from base 1 to 2190 and encodes 729 amino acids. Gene Ontology annotation, molecular function: acetyltransferase activity.
AUGACCUCCGCAUACUCCAUGGUUCAGGUACAAAAGUACCUGUCGUAUCUCUCCCUCCCGUCCAAGUAUCAUGCCUACGUAGAAACACCUCACCUCUUUCCCAAAGAUGAAGCAGCGCUCACCGUCCUAUUCCGAUGUCAAAUCACUCGGUUUCCCUUUGAAAAUCUAUCCGUCCACUACUCCGCUGCCCGUCAGGCAGAUAUCGACCCUGACACCCUCUAUUCCAAAAUGAUGGGAACUGGGGAAACCGGUCCCACUGGCCGCGGGGGAUAUUGUCUGGAAGUCAACAUAUUUUUCCACCACAUCCUCCGCGGUCUGGGAUUUGAUGUGUACAUGGUAGGAGCAAGAAAUCGAGACCGGGUGAAUGGCAUACCGCAGGGGGAUUAUCGAGGAUGGGUCCACAUGGCGAAUAUCGUCCGGCUCCCCUCUGGAGUCCGAUAUCAUCUCGAUGUUGGAUUUGGCGGCGACGGCCCAACCCGCCCAAUUCCGCUCGUGUCUGGAGAAGCAAUCACAACCCUUGGGACGCAAGAAGCCCGUUUGCUGUACGACCACAUCUCCAAAGAGUCACAGAGAAAGCGAAAGCACUGGAUUUACCAGUGUCGCAACGGUGUGGACAAGGAAUGGAACUCCUUUUACUGUUAUCCCGACCUUGAGUUUUUCGAGGAGGACUUUGAAGUGAUCAAUCGAUUUGCAGCCUGGGAGUUUCUUCAGAGGGAGCUGGCUGUCGCGGUAAAGUUUAUUAGGCACGGUGAAGAGAGAAGAAUCCUUGAGAAUCAAGAGACCCUUGUUCAAAUUCCAGCCGGACCAGAUGAAGUGCAUAUCGCAGGGAAGAUCAUAUUAGUCAAUAACGAGGGCAAGCCCUCCAUCCUAGCUAAGCCAACUCGCUCAGUCCAGUUCAGGAUUACUCCCUCGUCGACACCGAGGAUACCUAUCAACCAUGGCUGGCUCCGCUCGAGCUUGGUGGUUCUCAUUCUAGCCAUCACCAUCGGAUUCUACAAAAUCUACUUACAUGAUGCCGUCGUCCUCAUGCUGGGAAUCGGUCGAGUGGUUCAGCCUCUCGAAGACUUCCCAGGUUAUCGCUGCCAGCGCAUCCAGCACCCACUUUUGGAGAGUUGCGAGGACCUCUGGCUGGAUUCCACGAACCGCAAGCUCUAUGCUGCUUGCUCCAGCCCAGCCGCGCGCAAGGCUUGGAGCCCCGGUGGAAACACCUACGACCUCGCAGGGCUGGCCGCAGCCGGCGGCUCCGAUCACAUCAGCGUGCUAGACAUCGAUGAACCGGGCUCCGACGGCUUGUACGGGGUACAUGCACUGGGUUUCCGUGAGGGAGCAAACAACCAACAAUUGCACCUGCAUGGCUUUGACGUGAGGCGGAUUGACCACGGUCGCCGACUUCGAUUCUGGCUGAUCAACCAUCGGCUUCCCAUCGACACUGCCACGGGGGAGUCUCUGUCAGACGCAACGCACGUGGGGGCCAACUCGACCAUCGACGUCUACGAUUUGGACCUCGGCAAUGCCCGCAGCACGGAUCAUUUGGAGCACGUUAAGACCAUCGUCAGCGACGCCAUCAUCUCCCCAAACAAUCUGGUGGUAAUAGAUGAUGACAAGGGAGAUUUCCUGGUGACCAAUGAUCACAGCACCAAAGUCGGCGCUCUCCGAGACCUGAGCUUUCUCUUUGGCGAUGGCAGCAUCGCCUACUGCCGGACGGAUACUGGGAAAUGCCACAUCGCCACGACGGACGACUGUUACUUACCCAAUGGUAUCACCAGGGACCCUUCAUCGGGCCAUGUCUAUGUUGCGCACUCUGCCAAGGGUACCCUCGGGGUCAACAGGCUCACGGACGAUAAUCGACUCGUCCAAAUUGCUGAGGUUCCGCUUACCAUGAGCGUUGAUAACCUGUCUAUCGAUGCAGAGGGCAAUGUAUUCGGGGGAGGUUUCCCAGAUGCAGCCAAGUUUUGGAAGGCCUGGGCUGAUCCCUAUGGUACCCCGGCACCAUCGACGGUGCUCAUGAUCCGGAGGAAACAGGGUAGUCACGCCCCCGAGGACGCGUACGAAGUUGUCAAGGUCGUCGAGGAUGGUGAAGCAAGGGUCCUGCCAACUACAACAACGGCGAUACAUGACCCGAUCUCCGGCCGAUUAUUCCUUGGGGGAGUAACAUCGUCGUUCAUCGGAGUUUGCGACAGGGUUGGGUAG